CCACACAGCCCCUCGCGCCGCGUUACAGCGGCGUGCUGUCCGUGCUGCGAUGAACAACAACGACUUCCAGCGGUUGCUGACCACCAAUGACAGGGAGCUGGUCCAGCAAUUGACCUCGCGCAAGAAGCCGGGAGGUGGAGGCGCUGGGAAGGGUGGAAAAGGCCAAGGCAAAGGCAAAGAUGACAAAGCCAUUGCGCGCAUCGCGCGGGCCGCCAAGUACAAGCAAAAAGCCCUGGCAAAGGAAGAGAAGGCCGCAGAAGAUAACAAGUACCGCGAUCGCGCAGCUGCGAGACGUGACAUGAAGGAUGAAUACGAGAAAGUCGCUGCGGAAUUCGAAAACCAUGGUGAAGUCUCAGUGGAACAAUCCAAAUACCUGGGAGGCGACUUGGAGCACACGCAUUUGGUGAAGGGCCUUGACUUCGCCCUGCUGAACAAGGUCCGUGCAGAGUUGAACAAGCAGAAGAAGGUGGAGGAAGUCCAGAAAGCGAAGCAGCAGCAGAGAAAGCCGGGCGAGAAGGGCAAGCGCACCUUUGAGAAUCGAAUUGCGAAAAAUGUGUGGUUGACAGUGGUCGAUACCCUGCAUCCGCACCAUAGUACCUUCAAGGAGAGGGUGCAGAGGAUGGGUAAAGCCAUCGCGCAGGGGCAUCACAUCCGCAAUGCGCCCACCAUGUUUCUACCUGGGCGCAUGGCCUAUGAGUUUGACACGGAGCUUGAGAUGGGCAAAACGGAUAUCCCGAGAAUCGUGUACAUGAGCAAAGAGGAGGUGGCCCCCAGUGAACGAAACAAGUCCACUUCUGGCAUGCUCCCAGAGACCGCAGUUCGAGUCCGGGAUGCCAUGCAAAAAGCAGCGGAGAUGAAGAAAAAACGGAAGGAAAAGCAGAUGGCACAAAGCGUCAGCGCUUAUGCCCCGCAAAAGGUGGAUGUUGCCAGGGUCAAGGCUCGCGACAGCGACAACGACAUCUUCUCUGGGGCAGGAUCCUUCGACGCCAACGAGUUCGUGCAGAAGGCGCGAGCAGAGCAAGCCGCAAAGCGUGAGAAGGAAGGCAUCAAAGAGGAGAAGGUGAAGCUGGAGGUGAAAAAGGAGGAAAAAGAGGAGAAGGUCAAAAAGCCCUCCUACUUUGACGAUGCGGGCGAUGAGAAGUACCGCCAAACUCCCAAGGGUCAAUUGGACUUGGAUGAGAUCGAAGUGGAGGAAUCGACUUUGGAGCCUGGUCAGUUCCACAAACCCACGGGGCGAUUCGAUGCCGCCAAGAGAUUUAAGGGCGCAAGGAAGAACUGGGUCUUCAAGUUGGGUGAUCAAGGCUUAGGAUACUACGAGGAAGUGCCACCGCGAAAGAAGGUCGAGACGCCAGUGGUGGAGAAGGACCCACGGAAGCGAAAGGCCAAAGCCAGCAGCGGACCACAGGGCAUGGGCAAUCCAGGCAACGACGCCUAUGAUGAGCUCUUCCCAAGCGCCAUGAUGGGUGGAGCCAUGAUGACAACGCACAGCGAUGACAGCGAUGAGGAGGAUGACAAGAAGAAGGAUAAGGACAAGAAGAAGGGCGCGGAUAAGAAGAAGGCCAUCAACGAGGAUAGCGUGGCCGCCAACAAAAAGGGCGCCGCGGCGGAAGCGAAGAAGCGGAAGAUGAGUGAGAAUCAGCAGUGGCAAAAGAUCGACAACAUGAUCAAGAAAGGAAAGGUGAGUUCCAUGGAGAGCAUGGAGCAGCAAGCCUCGAAGAAGACCGGGAAGACCAGUCACUUAGCCACGCCUGCUUUCUUCUAACGACUGCUCCGGGCGGAGGACAGCGGUGCAACACCCCGCCAGUUUCACCAAGGACGCCCGAGGGCGUCCACAGCGCCGGUUUGGUGACAAAAA
Messenger RNA from Cladocopium goreaui, 1855 nucleotides. NCBI's taxonomy places the organism in Eukaryota, Dinophyceae, Suessiales, Symbiodiniaceae. The record is from the annotation of a GenBank genome assembly.